Penaeus monodon (black tiger shrimp) is the source of this 3729-nucleotide messenger RNA. Its product is annotated as serine/arginine repetitive matrix protein 1-like. Gene Ontology annotation, biological process: protein phosphorylation. Gene Ontology annotation, molecular function: protein kinase activity; ATP binding. The transcript is spliced from 6 exons. The record is from RefSeq and is a predicted model, not a curated record. NCBI's taxonomy places the organism in Eukaryota, Metazoa, Arthropoda, Malacostraca, Decapoda, Penaeidae. The coding region runs from base 1 to 3729 and encodes 1242 amino acids.
AUGGCGCCCUUCCGCAUGACCGAGGAAUUCAUGGAGCAGCUCAUCUUCGAGAACAGCGAGAAGCUGGGCCAAGGCUUCUUCGGCGACGUGUAUCUGCUGCAGGGCGCCGGCGGGUCCCCGCGCGCGCUGGCCUAUUGCUACGACCCGCCCGCGCUGCUCAUGACCUACUGCCGCGGCCGCGACCUGUCUGUGGCGGUGGACCAGGAGCCCAGCGACCGCGCCUGCCUCGGCAUCAUGCUCCGGACGUGCCAGGCCCUGCGGCAGGUGCACCAGGCCGGCUUCGUCCACUGCGACCUCAAGCCGGACAACGUCCUGCUGGAGGUGGACGCGGACGGAGAGCCGCAGGAGGUCCACGUCGUCGACCUGGGCCUGGCGUGCCGCGUCGGCCACUCGUACCCGCGCGCGGCCCCCGUCACCGGCAAGCCCUACUUCUGCGCCUGCUUCUUCGACGGCUCGCCCGUCCAGGCCCGCUGCGACGUGGUCGGCCUGGCCGCCACCCUCGCCUUCUUCACGAACGCCAUGUCCUGCGAGCACGAGGAGCUGGACGCGCUCCUGCAGAGGGCCUCCGACGCGCAGCACGAGAGGCGGCCGUCGCUGGAGGAGCUCAUCGCCCUCCUGCAGAGGCUCCUUCGGGAGGCCGGGGCUCAGCUCCCCUCCUGCUGCGAGGCGCCCGAAGCGCAGCAGCCGGCGGGAGCAGCUUCAGUCCAGGACGCUUCUCAAGCGGCUGAAGCUCGCCAAGUCCCCAAGGCGGUGGACCUCGGCGAAAUGUGCAGGAAUUUCAGGGCGAUGAACAUCUUCCCGAGCCCCACGAAGUCCCACGAAGUCGCUUCAAGCCCCACGAAGUCGCUUCAAGCCCACGAAGUCGCUUCAAGCCCCACGAAGUCCCACGAAGUCGCUUCAAGCCCCACGAAGUCGCUUCAAGCCUCACGAAGUCCCACGAAGUCGCUUCAAGCCCCACGAAGUCGCUUCAAGCCCCACGAAGUCCCACGAAGUCGCUUCAAGCCCCACGAAGUCGCUUCAAGCCCCAGAAGUCGCUUCAAGCCCCACGAAGUCGCUUCAAGCCCCACGAACCCACGAAGUCGCUUCAAGCCCCACGAAGUCCCACGAAGUCGCUUCAAGCCCCACGAAGUCGCUUCAAGCCCCACGAAGUCGCUUCAAGCCCCACGAAGUCGCUUCAAACCCCACGAGUCGCUUCAAGCCCCACGAAGUCCCACGAAGUCGCUUCAAGCCCCACGAAGUCGCUUCAAGCCCCACGAAGUCGCUUCAAGCCCCACGAAGUCGCUUCAAGCCCCACGAAGUCGCUUCAAGCUCCACGAAGUCGCUUCAAGCCCCACGAAGUCGCUUCAAGCCCCACGAAGUCGCUUCAAGCCCCACGAAGUCGCUUCAAAGCCCCACGAAGUCGCCACGAAGUCGCUUCAAGCCCCACGAAGUCGCUUCAAGCCCCACGAAGUCGCUUCAAGCCCCACGAAGUCGCUUCAAGCCCCACGAAGUCGCUCCAAGCCCCACGAAGUCGCUUCAAGCCCCACGAAGUCGCUCCAAGCCCACGAAGUCCCACGAAGUCGCUUCAAGCCCCACGAAGUCGCUUCAAGCCCCACGAAGUCGCUUCAAGCCCCACGAGUCGCUUCAAGCCCCACGAAGUCGCUUCAAGCCCCACGAAGUCGCUCCAAGCCCCACGAAGUCCCACGAAGUCGCUUCAAGCCCCACGAAGUCGCUUCAAGCCCCACGAAGUCCCACGAAGUCGCUUCAAGCCCCACGAAGUCGCUCCAAGCCCCACGAAGUCGCUCAAGCCCCACGAAGUCGCUUCAAGCCCCACGAAGUCGCUUCAAGCCCCACGAAGUCGCUUCAAGCCCCACGAAGUCGGUUCAAGCCCCACGAAGUCGCUCCAAGCCCCACGAAGUCGCUUCAAGCCCCACGAAGUCGCUCCAAGUCCCCAAAAGUCGCUCCGAGUCGCGGGCUGACGUGGGGCGACGGGCGGCGCCUCCAAGCCCCACGAAGUCCCAACGAAGUCGGGCCAAGCCCCACGAAGUCCACGAAGUUGCUCCAAGCCCCCACGAAGUCCCACGAAGUUCGCUUCAAGCCCCGAAGUCCCAUCGAAGUCGCUCCAAGCCCCACGAAGUGCGCUCCAAGCCCACGAAGUCACACGAAGUCGCUCCAAGCCCCACACAAGUCCACCGAAAGUCGCUCAAAGCCCACGAAGUCCCCACGAAGUCGCUUCAAGCCCCACGGAAGUCCUGCACGAAGUCGCUCCAAGCACACGAACCCCACGAAGUCCCACGAAGUGCUCCAAGCCCCACGAAGUCCCACGAAGUCGCUUCAAGCCCCACGAAGUCCCACGAAGUCGCUCCAAGCCCCACGAGUCGCUCCAAGGCCCCUACGGAGUCGCUUCAAGCCCAACGAAGUAGUCCUCAGCCCCACGAAGUCGCUUCAAGCCCCACGAAGUCGCUCCAAGCCCCCACGAAGUGCUUAAAGACCACGAAGUCGCUCAAGCCCCACGAAGUCGCUGCUAAGCCCACGAAGUCCCACGAAGCGCUUCAAGCCCCACGAAGUCCCACAGAAGUUGCUUUUCAAAGCCCACGACAGUCCCACGAAGUCGCUUCAAGCCCCACGAAGUCGCUUCAAGCCCCACGAAGCGCUCCAAGCCCCACGAAGUCCCAACGAAGUGCUUCAAGCCCCACGAAGUCGCUUCAAGCCCCACGAAGAGUCGCGUCAAGCCCCACGAAAGUCGCUUCAAGCCCCGAAGUCGCUCCAAGAGCCCCACGAAGUCCCACAAAGUCGCUCCAAGCCCAACGAAGUCGCUCCAAGCCCCACGAAGUCGCUCCAAGCCCCACGAAGUCCCACGAAGUCGCUCCAAGCCCCACGAAGUCGCUCCAAGUCCCCACGAAGUCGCUCCAAGCCCCACGAAGUCGCUCCAAGCCCCACGAAGUCCCACGAAGUCGCUUCAAGUCCCCAAAAGUCGCCUCAAGCCACACGAAGUCGCUCAAGCCCCAAGAAGUCGUUCAAGCCCCACGAAGUCGCUACAAGCCCCACGAAGUCCCACGAAGUCGCUUCAAGCCCCACGAAGUCCUCCAAGCCCCACGAAGUCGCUCCACAGCCACGAAGUCGCUCAAGCCCCACGAAGUGCGCUCCAAGCCCCACGAAGUCCCACGAGCGCUCAAGUCCCAAAAGUCGCUCCAAGCCCACGAAGUCCCACGAAGUCGCUCCAAGGCCCUACGAAGUCCCACGAAGUCGCCUUCAAGUCCCCAAAAGUCGCUCCUAAGCCACGAAGUCGCUCAAGCCCCACGAAAGUCCACGAAAGUCGCUUUCAAGUCCCCAAAAGUCGCUCCAAGCCCCACGAAGUCGCUCCAAGCCCCACGAAGUCGCUUCAAGCCCCACGAAGUCGCUCCAAGACCCACGGAAGGUCGCUCCAAGCCCCACUCGGAACUUCAAGCCCUACGAAGUCGCUCCCAAGCCACCAACAAGUCGCGUUCAAGCCCCAAGAAGGUCGCUCCAAGCACACGAGUCCCACGUAAGUCGCUUAUCAAGUCCCCAAAGAGUCGCUCCAAGCCCCACGAAGUCCCACGAAGUCGCUCCAAGCCCCACGAAGUCCCACGAAGUCGCUUUCAAGUCCCCAAAAGUUCGUCAGCCCCACGAAGUCGCUCCAAGCCCCACGAAGGGUCCCACGAAGUACGCUCAAGCCACGAAGUUCCCACGAAGUCGCCUCCAAAGUUCCCCAAAAAGCCGAUCGACUAG